This is a messenger RNA of Vespa crabro (European hornet), 921 nucleotides long. RefSeq names its product Golgi SNAP receptor complex member 2 (gene Membrin). The coding region runs from base 124 to 777 and encodes 217 amino acids. Gene Ontology annotation, cellular component: SNARE complex; late endosome membrane; endoplasmic reticulum membrane. Gene Ontology annotation, biological process: vesicle-mediated transport; vesicle fusion. The transcript has 2 exons. Lineage: Eukaryota; Metazoa; Arthropoda; Insecta; Hymenoptera; Vespidae. Gene Ontology annotation, molecular function: SNAP receptor activity; SNARE binding. The record is from RefSeq and is a predicted model, not a curated record.
CCUAUGCUUGGAUACAUUCAAUAUGUUCAAUGUAUGUUUGCAGGUACACGUCAUAAGUGUAUCGUACGAUUAUUGUUAAAACUUAGUUUUACAAAAAAUUUUUGACAUAAGUUUAUCUAAAAUAUGGAGACGUUAUAUCAUCAAACGAAUAAAUUGGUUCAAGAAACGCAACAUCUUUUCUCACAAUUGGAAAAAAAUCCUUCUAACCUGGAUUUAAAGGAAAUAGAAAAUGCCAUAGAAUCCAAAAUCAGUCUCAUCAACAGUAAUUGUGAACGACUUGAUGUACUUUGUUUAAAAGGAUCUAUUUCACCUAUUUCACCUUUCAAAAGACAAAAUGCAAAAAUGAGAGUAGAUCAACUUAAAUACGACAGUCGUCAUUUGAAUGCUGCUUUGAAUACUUGGAGAAAUCAAUUAAUUAGAAAGCAACGAGAAGAAGCAGAGCGGGAGGCAUUAUUGUCGCAAACAUUUACUACAAAUGAUCAUAUCGAUAUUAUGAUAGAUCAAAAUAUGCAACAUAAUUAUAGUUUGCGAAAUGCAGUAAACGGUGUAGAUGAUCUUAUUUCUCAUGGUACAGGAAUCUUAGAUAAUUUAAGAUCACAAAGAAUUACUUUAAAGGGAGCUCACAAACGUUUGGUAGAUAUUGGUAACACCUUAGGUCUUUCAAAUACAACUAUGAGACUUAUAGAACAAAGAGCUCGUCAAGAUGGAUUUAUUUUAUUCUGUGGUAUGCUUUUAACAUGCUUAGUGAUAAUUCUAGUCAUUAUUUACUUUACGUAAAGAAAAAGAAAGAAAGAGAGAGAGAGAGAGAGAAAUAAGUAAACAACGAAAAACUUGUAUGUUUAUAUACAUGUUUGACACACUCCAACAAAUAUAUUCAAUAUUGUUUUAUCCAGAAUAUUAAAGUUUUGAUCUUGAUGUGAA